UUAUCCUAUGAUUAUAUCAUCAUCAUCAUCACAUAGCAGCUCUGUUUAACAGAGAGAUCAAGAGAUACAGCUCACUCGUUUUCCUUCCCCGUUGUCAAGACCCGCCCCCUUUAAUAUGUAUCUUGUAUCUCCAGUACCAAACCACUGGACGCUAAAGAGCUACAGUGCACUAAUCUAGCUGUAAGGUUGGGUAGUUUAGCGCCUACAUAUCGGCCCUGUAAUACAUACCAAAAGCUACAUAUGUAGGCACCUAGUAAUAGGUACAUAAUAACUGCUUGCGAAGCCGAGGUUGCGAUUGAUGCUCAAUCGUCGUCAAGGAAUCUCGAACUUGACCGUUGACCUGCAUGGACUCGCAUAUUCCCCCUGCAAUGGGCUAGCCACAAUUGGUACCUGCAUCAAUUAUCUACUUAUGUGCUAUAUUCUCUCUCCCGGACGGUCUGGAAGUCUCGGCCAAAAAGCACGCGUCGAGACGGAUGCGCGUGGCACGUGCUAUCCCCAUCAUCACUUUCAACAAUGACAUCGUCCACUCCGCUCCUCCAAAGGCCCCGUCAAGUCCAAGAGAGGCUGAAUAAGGCUGUCCCGCCGAUUUUACGGCCGGCGCUUAGAGCCUAUGUCCUGGGGUAUGCAUCGGCCGUCGCACCGCGGGUUCUGACGUUGAUUCUACAACAUGGAGCGAGGUGGAGGAAAGGCAGGGGUCUGAAGAAGGACAACGCCCAGCCACAGCGAGACUCAUUUGCUGCAUCCCUAAGACAUGUGCUUUGUAGCGGACUCGACCCUCAACGCUUUCCGACUUUUUGUGCUGCCCUGGUUGGCGGUACUACACUCUUAGAUAUUCUUGUUAGAAGACUAAUAAAUCGCUUGAAAACAAAGCUGUCAGCUGUAGCUAGACGAAGACUUUCGAUAUGGGUCUCAUCAUUCAUUGCCGGCUGGCUGAGCCUGCGGCUUCUACAAUCUAAGAAAACCGAGGCAUACGCAGCCAAAACUAACGCCACAGAAAGUGGCAAGCAGAGAAUCAUCCAGUAUGCAGGACGAACGCUUGACCUCACCCUCUUCGCCGCUACCAGAGCUGUCGACGUCGUAGUUGGCGAAUUAUGGUCGCAAAGACGGCAGCGCCGCGUCGCCGCUGGUCGAUGGUCGUGGCUUGACUCGUUCAUAUCAAACAUGGCCGACCCGUCCAUAUUCGCAGUGUCCUGCGCACUGAUAAUGUGGGCCUGGUUCUACGCACCCUCGGGGCUGCCCCAAUCCUACAACAAAUGGAUCAGCUCCGCCGCCGCCGUCGACGCGCGACUCAUCGAGGCUCUACGGCGGUGUCGUAAAGGCGAGCUGCGCUACGGCGAGGAGACCGGUCAAGCGCCGCUCUUACAAGCCAUGUGCAAAGAUUUCAAGUGGCCCUUAGAAUGGGGCGACCCUGCGAGGACGGUGCCGUUCCCCUGCGAGAUGGUGCACAUGGGAUGCGGCCCAUCCUGCGAAUACCACGCCCUAUCCCGCUUUGUCCGCUCCUUCAAGUGGUCCAUGGCAACAUAUCUACCCCUAAACAUUCUCGCCCGAAGCAAGAACCCCACGGGCUUCCGGCGGGCUCUCACCUCCGCCGCGCGCUCCUCUUCGUUCCUCGCGACCUUUAUCGCGCUGUUCUACUACGGCGUCUGUCUCGCGCGGACGCGAGUCGGGCCUCAUCUGGGUGAUAAACACGACGUCGGGACCCGUCAGACCAUCGAUGCCGGCGUUUGUGUGGGCUGUGGCUGCUUCAUGUGCGGGUGGAGCAUAUUCUUCGAGGCAGCGUCACGGCGGAAAGAUAUGGCGCUUUUCGUAGCACCGAGGGCCCUGGCUACGCUCUUGCCUCGACGCUAUCCGCUCGAAAAGCAGUGGAGGGAGACGUUUGUCUUCGCGUUCAGCACGGCUGUUGUGUUUACCUGCGUCCGUGAGAACCGGAACAGGGUCCGCGGCGUGUUGGGGAGUGUGCUGGGAUCUGUCCUGGAGACUUGAUUAAGCGAUCGACGAAGCAACAUUUGUAUAAAGAUUUGAUCAUGGGAGCUGUAACAUACGGUUAUAGGCCUCUGGUGCAUACAUGUAUUAAGAUGUAAAGUAUAGUAAUAGUAAUCCAUUGUAUAGUAACAUCUACUGUUUGCGGCGCUUGGUAGCAUAACAGUCGUGCAAUAUUGACGAUGUCAUCAACUACUUU
Xylaria bambusicola is the source of this 2179-nucleotide messenger RNA. RefSeq lists its product as uncharacterized. NCBI's taxonomy places the organism in Eukaryota, Fungi, Ascomycota, Sordariomycetes, Xylariales, Xylariaceae. The record is from RefSeq and is a predicted model, not a curated record. The coding region runs from base 514 to 1983 and encodes 489 amino acids. The transcript is spliced from 4 exons.